Molecule: messenger RNA, 839 nt
Organism: Vitis riparia (riverbank grape)
Lineage: Eukaryota; Viridiplantae; Streptophyta; Magnoliopsida; Vitales; Vitaceae
Exons: 2
Coding region: 27-824 (265 amino acids)
Source: RefSeq, a predicted model, not a curated record
UUUGUUGUGUGAGAGGGAGAGAGAGAAUGGGUUGGGAGGAGGAAUACUUGGAUUUGAUCUUGGUUCCAAGUGGGUUAUUGAUCAUGUUUGGCUACUAUCUCUACCUUCUCUACAGAUGCCUAAAGCAUACUGAUACAACAGUAAUUGGCUAUGAGAAUCACAUCAAGAGAACAUGGAUUGAGAGGAUGUUGCAGGUUGAACCAAAGGACAGAGGGCAAGCGAUGUCCGUGAUCGGCAGCAACAUGUCCGCGGCAACUUCCAUGUCUUCAAUAUCCCUAACUCUGAGUUCUCUCAUUGGAGCAUGGGUCGGAAGCUCGUCCCAGAACAUCUUCAAGAGUGGUUUUAUCUAUGGCGACACAAGCUCCUCUACGAUUUCCAUCAAAUACAUCAGCCUUCUCGCUUGCUUCCUACUGGCGUUUGCUUGUUUUGUUCAGUCUGCAAGGUACUUUGUUCAGGUGAAUUUCUUCAUAAGCAUGCCAAACUGUGAGAUACCUGUGAAAUAUGUGCAAAAGGCAAUGUUAAGAGGUGGGGUUUUCUGGUCAGUUGGCUUAAGGGCUCUAUACCUUGCUGUCACCUUGCUGCUGUGGAUUUUUGGUCCCAUACCAAUGUUCGUCUCCUCUGUAAUUCUGGUGGUGAUUAUGCAUAAUCUUGACACGAAUUCAAAUCCGCUCCAUCAGUUUCAGCCCGCCAACAAACAUAACCUGUUGAAGAAGAUUGGUGAGGAAAUAUCUGCAGUUGCAAGAGCGAACACCAUGAAAGACCGAGUGAGAAUGGAUCAAGUAGAGCUUCAGAUUCACAACACUGCUGAUCACCUGCAUGAUUAGAGAGGACAGAAUCAA